AUGUUUGCUAAAGCUCGCCCUUCAAUUAUGGGUGGUCUUGGCCGCAUGAUUCCCAUGGUUACCUUGGAGCAAAGGAAGCUCUUCACGUCGGCCACCUCAGGGGCACACAACGUUUCACGCUGGGCGGGGUCUCGAUUCAACAGAGAUAUUCGACCUGCGUCCCCUUCGCGGGGUCUCGAUUCAACGACAGUCCGCCCCGCAAUUAUGGGUGAUCUUGGCCGCACGAUCCCCAUGAUCACCUUUGAGCAAAUGCUUUCCUGGAUUCUUCCUCAGGUUGACCUCAACUUGCAAGCCACCAGGUUGAACUUGAUUCAGAGCAAAGUUCUCCAACAGGGACAGGAUGGAUUUCACUGGAGUCACUUCACACACCCACCAGCAAACAGUGAGCUCCGCGAAUCGAUGGCUCACGAUGGUAUCAAACAUAUUGAAUCUGCCAUUGUUAGCAGCGCACUUUUCACCAGUGGUGUCAGGCGUCAACCAACAGCCGAGUAUGUCAGCAAUCCUUCAAAAACCCCACUGUCGUUGCGAAACAAGAACGAAAGCAAACCGGAUGGAUACGGACAACUGAAAAAAAAACAACGACACUAUGUCGGCCACGGGUGGAUGGAUAUCGUGUGGGCGGAAGAGUAUAAGAAGGGUACCUAUGAGGCAUUUGAAGCAGAUGAUGACCAAAAAAUGGCUUGGAGUUUGCACCACAUGCUUCGCAAUGACCCACGCAGGAGGUGCGUCUUCGGCAUCACCAUCGAAAACACCGCCACAAGAGUAUGGUUCGCAUCGCGCUCUGUUGUCGUCAAUACGGUGCCGUUCAACUUUAUACAAGAUUCUGACAAGUACAUUCAAUUGAUUGCGGCCCUCUCAUAUGGUAGCGCUCUCGACCUCGGCUUCGAUCCAACCGUCAAGGCCCUCAAGGAUGCCGACAAUAAGAUCUUCUUCGAUUUCACUGUUAAAGGAACAGAUUCCGCUGGAAAUUCUAUCAAAAAAACCUAUCGCACAGUCAAAGACAUAUUUGAGUUUGGCGCUAAUGCUUGUGCAACACGUGUCUACGAAGUCAAGGAAGUGGUGGGAGGUGUCCCCAGGGGCGAAUCGUUUGCGUUAAAGGAUUGUUGGGUGGACGAUGAGCGAGCGGUCGAGGGGGAUACUCUUCUCAAGAUCCUCUCUGGCUGCACGGAUGAAGAACGCAGUUUUUUUUUGACGCUCGAGGCCCACGGUACUGUCGAAGUGGAUGAUGCUGGAACGAAAGACAAUACCAAGACUGUUAUGAUGCGGGGAUUUGAUGUAUAUCAACCCAAAGAAGAAAUAAUUUCUGCUGAAAGGGCCUCCUCCAGACUCCCCCAAAGUAGUGCUUUCAUGCCCAAUGCCCGAGUUCAGCAAGAGGACAAACAAUAUACUUGGAAAAAUCACUAUCGUAUCAUCUUCAAGGAGGUGGGAAUUUCUAUGUAUGAGAUUCGGUCUCUCCAGGAUGCUUUCCAAGCUCUCAUCGAUAUGACAAAAGCACUGGAAAUCAUGGCCAAGAAGGAUUAUGUGCACCGGGAUAUCAGUGGUGGUAACAUACUUUUCUAUCAAGGCCGCGGAAAGUUAUGUGACCUUGAGUAUGCCAUCACACCUGAUGCUCAGGCCAAGAAUGUUUAUAAUAUGUGCAUGACCAAGCAUCACCCAAAAUUAAUGUUACAUCAGGGGACCUUGGACUUCAUGCCAGUAGAAGUCUACACUCAAACAUAUCUGAUCCUCCCCAGCGCCGUGUCAGAGGGCACACUUGAUAUUCAUGCCCGAGUCUUAGAAUAUCAACCCAAACGCCCAAUCGAAGCAGAUGUUACCCACACGAUUAUCCAUGAUGCAGAAUCUCUGUGGUGGGUUGGUGUAUGGAUUCUCUUUUGGAGUACCACAAAUGGGUAUGUUCUCGAAGAUGUCAACAACCAAAUCAACACAGCAGUGUCCCUCUUUCCCUGUCGGGGAGUGGCGGAAAGUGGAUCUCAAAGAGCGGCCGUUUUACAGAGUGGGAUGAAAUUUGAAAGCUACAUCAGGCAACUCCCUUCGAAUUUCUUCAAGCAUGGCGUGGCUAUGGAAAACUGUCGCCGUUUAUUGUGCGAAGCUUAUCGCACAUCCCGGAUCCCAGGCGAAGGCGUGAAGAAAGAGGCUCGGCUAGAAAUACUUUCGAAGUUCAGGGACCACUUGUCUGGUCUAUUCAGUCCGACCAUCGAGGAUUCUGAAAUACAACCUCUGCUCAACGUUCAGAAAUCCCUCACCCAACUGGGGUGCAAGGCGGACAAACAUGGGGGACUUGCACCAAACAUAGAUUACCUCCUCCAUGUCCUCGCUCUAAAUUCUAUAUACCCCACGGGCUCCUGGCAGUACGCGGACAUAAAUGGGAACAAUGGUCCGGGGACUGUUGUUGACAACGGGGUUACUACCCCAGUGGGUCACGAACCCUCGGCUGCCAGAACGAGGCGUGAAGACAAGAAGAAGGAAGCGGAUGGCGUGUUUGAAUUGCCUAAGAAAGCAUGGUGCUAA
Messenger RNA from Laccaria bicolor S238N-H82, 2508 nucleotides. RefSeq lists its product as uncharacterized. NCBI's taxonomy places the organism in Eukaryota, Fungi, Basidiomycota, Agaricomycetes, Agaricales, Hydnangiaceae. Bases 1 to 2508 code for a protein of 835 amino acids. Gene Ontology annotation, biological process: protein phosphorylation. The transcript has 8 exons. The record is from RefSeq and is a predicted model, not a curated record. Gene Ontology annotation, molecular function: protein kinase activity.